Molecule: messenger RNA, 324 nt
Organism: Polistes dominula (European paper wasp)
Lineage: Eukaryota; Metazoa; Arthropoda; Insecta; Hymenoptera; Vespidae
Source: RefSeq, a predicted model, not a curated record
GAGCUCGUCUGUGUUGACCACGAACGAAAAAGUCCUCGGGGAAUCUCAAAACGAUAUCGAGAAGCGAAUGGCACGUAAAGUUAGUUUAAUUGGCAUCAGACCUGCUUACAAAUGUAUUCACAAACACUUGCAACAGAAAGAAGUGUUUCAAAGGAAAACCAAAAAAUUAUUACGCAAGGAACUGUUGGACGUGGAAAUAAUGAAAAGCAAAAUAACCUGUCUCGAGAAAUUGUUAAAACCCGAAGAGCAAUGCGAAUGGCGACGAACCAGGUCACCCAGGGCUUACUAUCGCGCGAUCGGUGUUACGUCGAAAUGAUAUUGCAA